Molecule: messenger RNA, 3711 nt
Organism: Oncorhynchus keta (chum salmon)
Lineage: Eukaryota; Metazoa; Chordata; Actinopteri; Salmoniformes; Salmonidae
Product: protocadherin beta-3-like
Exons: 4
Coding region: 130-3711 (1193 amino acids)
Biological process (GO): homophilic cell-cell adhesion
Cellular component (GO): plasma membrane
Molecular function (GO): calcium ion binding
Source: RefSeq, a predicted model, not a curated record
CAUUCGAGGCGGGGCGCGACAGAGAGACAUUUGCUCUGAUCUAUGGAUACACGGAGGGGACUUUUGAAAUAGGCUGGAUUAAAAUAAAAAGUCAACAAUCACUCUUCUAUUUGAUCAUCGUUUCUGUGGAUGCGGUAUAAGGAACACUCGUGUCUGGUGUAUUAUCCGUUGGCUAUGGCGUUGGAAGGAUCCCUUCAACCUAAAUGCCUAAGAUGGCGUUUGUGCUGUGGACUGCGGUGGCAAAUACUGAUUUUCCUCCUGUAUUUCAGUCAUAUUGUCAGUGGCCAAAUCCGCUAUUCCAUUCCGGAGGAGAUGAAGAAAGGUUCUCUUAUCGGUAACGUAGCUCAAGACCUGGGGUUAGAUCUGAAAAGGCUCCGAGCGGGCCGUGCCCGUAUCGUGACGGGAGAAAGCAUUCAGUACACAGAGCUGAAGACAGACAAAGGGAUUCUAGUCGUGAGUGAGAGAAUAGACCGAGAGCAGCUUUGUGGUGACGUCACACCAUGUAGCUUCAACUUCGAAAUUAUACUGGAAACGCCAAUGGAGCUACACCGCGUGACUGUGGAAAUUUUGGAUGUAAAUGAUCAUGCCCCUAUUUUUCCGAAUAAUCACAUCAAAUUUGAAAUCAGUGAAUCCGCCACUCUGGGAUCUCGUUUUGUGUUGGAGAGUGCUGAGGAUCAUGACGUAGGAGUUAACGGUCUACAGAAUUAUGUUUUAACCACGAAUGACAAUUUUAUUCUGAAACAGCAUGCGAAUCCUGAUGGUAGAAGGUUUGCCGAAAUGAUUUUACAGAAACCGUUAGAUAGAGAGGAGCAUCCUCGUCUCUCUUUAAAGCUAAUCGCUGAAGACGGUGGAAAUCCGCAGAGAUCAGGCACAGUAAAUAUAGAGAUCACUGUCCUAGAUGUCAAUGAUAAUGCGCCUGUGUUUAACCAGUCAGUGUACAGGGCUACUGUGAUGGAAAACGCACAGAAAGGCACCUUUAUCACAACCUUAAAUGCCAGCGAUGCAGACAGUGGUUCGAAUGGGUUAGUUACUUAUUCAUUUUCUAACUUAAAAGGGAACUUAGCAGAUAUAUUUGAAAUUGACAGGACAACUGGCAAAAUAUCUGUAGCUGGACAAAUAGAUUUUGAAAAAGACAAGAAAUAUGAAAUUAGAGUUGAGGCUAAAGACCAAGGUGGUUUAACAGACCUCGGUAAAGUUGUCAUAGAAAUAGUUGACAUAAAUGACAACGCACCUGUUAUAAACGUCAUGUCUUUCUCCAGCCCUGUGUCUGAAGAUUCUCCUUUGGGAACAACCAUUGCGAUAAUCAAUGUCAAAGACGUCGAUUCUGAGAGGAAUGGUCAGGUUACAUGCUCUAUAGAUACGAACCUCCCAUUUAAGAUCAAAUUAUCUAUGACAAAUUAUUACAAUUUGAUCACUGAUUUAACUUUUGACCGGGAAACGACACCAGAAUACAACAUAACCAUAACAGCGACAGAUUCUGGUUCGCCUCCACUCUCGAGCACCAGGACAUUACACCUUAGAAUCUCUGACGUAAAUGACAAUGCUCCAUUGUUUCAUCAGGGCUCAUACUCGACCUACGUCACAGAGAAUAACUCUCCUGGAAUGUCCAUAUUUACUGUCAGCGCGCGGGACUCUGACUGGAAUCAGAACGCUAGAAUAUCGUACCUCUUGGAGGACACGCAGAUCAGUGGAACUCCAGUCUCUACUUAUAUAUCUAUUAACUCUGAAACUGGAGUUUUACAUGCGGUUCGUUCCUUUGAUUAUGAACAAAUUAAAGAGUUUACAUUUGUGGCUAAGGCGCAAGACGGAGGCUCUCCUCCCCUCAGUAGUAAUGUGAGUGUCAACAUCUUCAUACAAGAUCAGAACGACAACGCGCCUCAGGUUCUGUACCCAGUACAGACUAGCAGCUCUCUGGUGGCUGAAAUGGUGCCUCGUUCAGCAGAUGUGGGCUAUCUUGUCACUAAAGUGGUGGCUGUUGAUGUGGACUCUGGACAGAAUGCCUGGCUCUCGUAUAAACUGCAGAAAGCGACAGACAGGGCGCUGUUUGAAGUGGGCUUACAGAAUGGAGAAAUAAGAACUGUACGCCAAGUCACUGAUAAAGAUGCUGUGAAACAAAGGCUCACUGUUGUAGUGGAGGACAACGGGCAGCCCUCUCGUUCAGCUACAGUCAAUGUUAACGUGGCGGUGGCGGACAGCUUCCCUGAAGUGCUCUCGGAGUUCACUGACUUUACGCACGACAAGGAGUACAAUGACAACCUGACUUUUUACUUAGUAUUGGCUUUGGCUGUAGUGUCAUUUCUGUUCAUCACAUGUUUAGUGGUUAUUAUAUCAGUGAAAAUAUACAGAUGGAGACAGUCUCGCGUCCUCUAUCAUUCCAAUCUCCCGGUUAUUCCGUAUUAUCCACCGCGUUACGCAGACACCCUGGGGACAGGAACUCUACAGCACGUGUACAAUUACGAGGUGUGCAGGACGACUGACUCCAGAAAGAGUGACUGUAAGUUCGUCAGACCCUGUAGUCAGAACGUACUGAUAAUGGACCCCAGUUCUACAGGGACGAUGCAGCGGAUGCAGAGUGAACAGAACAUCCUGGAUGAACCAGACUCUCCACUAGAGGUGAGCGUGUUGGAGUUUAAACAGUAUGGCUCAUUGGACCGCGAGAGCGUGUCAGAACAUAACAUAACUGUAGUCGCCACGGACGCAGGGUCGCCUCCUCUCUCAAGUAAGAGAACAUUUCACCUGAAGGUGUCAGAUGUCAACGACAAUGCCCCAGUGUUUCCACGUGGCGUGUACAACUCUUAUAUCGCAGAGAAUAACUCUCCAGGCGUCUCUAUAUUUACUGUUAGAGCUAAAGACACCGACUCCAAUCAAAAUUCCCGUAUUUACUACAUUCUGGAGGAUACUGACGUCAACGGGACUCCUGUGGCUGCUUAUGUUUCGGUAAAUGCAGAGAGUGGGGUUAUACACGCUGUACGCUCCUUUGAUUACGAACAAAUCAAAGAGCUUACACUCGUGGUUAUGGCGCAAGACGGAGGCUCUCCUCCUCUCAGUAGCAAUGUGACUGUGAAAUUAAUGAUCCAGGACCAGAAUGACAACGCGCCUCAGGUUCUGUACCCAGUCCAGACAAGCAGCUCUCUGGUGUCUGAAAUGGUGCCUCGUUCAGCAGAAGUGGGCUAUCUUGUCACUAAAGUGGUGGCUGUUGAUGUGGACUCUGGACAGAAUGCCUGGCUCUCGUAUAAACUGCAGAAAGCGACAGAAAGGGCGCUGUUUGAAGUGGGCUUACAGAAUGGAGAAAUAAGAACUAUACGCCAAGUCAAUGAUAAAGAUGCUGUGAAACAAAGCCUCACUGUUGUAGUGGAGGACAACGGGCAGCCCUCUCGUUCAGCUACAGUCAAUGUUAACGUGGCGGUGGCGGACAGCUUCCCUGAAGUGCUCUCGGAGUUCACUGACUUUACGCACGACAAGGAUCUCCCAGUUAUUCCGUAUUAUCCACCGCGUUACGCAGACACUUUGGGGACAGGAACGCUACAGCACGUGUACAAUUACGAGGUGUGCAGUACGACUGACUCCAGAAAGAGUGACUGUAAGUUCAUCAGACCCUGUAGUCAGAACGUACUGAUAAUGGACCCCAGUUCUACAGAGACGAUGCAGCGGAUGCAGAGUGAAAAUAAUAUCCUGGAUGAACCAGACUCGCCACUAGAGUAUGCCUGCUGA